Molecule: messenger RNA, 1251 nt
Organism: Castor canadensis (American beaver)
Lineage: Eukaryota; Metazoa; Chordata; Mammalia; Rodentia; Castoridae
Source: RefSeq, a predicted model, not a curated record
AUGGUUUUUGCUCACAGAAUGGACCACGGCAAGCCACCUUUGCCUGUCCCUACACUUGUGGCGACUCUGCAGAACCACAGCUGCACUGAGACGGCUGUGCCCGUGUCCAGCCAGGACCUGCCGGGAUUGUACGCAGAGGAGCACGGUGUGAGCAGCAACAAGUCAGACCUGCAGUACAGACUGGGGCCCGGGGAAGUGGCCACGGCUAGCAUUUUCUUCGGGGCUCUGUGGUUGUUCUCCAUCUUUGGCAACUCACUGGUCUGCCUGGUCAUCCACAGGAGCAGGAGGACUCAGUCCACCACCAACUACUUCGUGGUCUCCAUGGCCUGUGCGGACCUCCUCCUCAGCGUGGCCAGCACGCCUUUUGUCCUGCUCCAGGUCACCACGGGAAGGUGGACCCUGGGCAGCGCCACGUGCAAGGUCGUGCGGUACUUGCAGUACCUCACUCCGGGCGUCCAGAUCUACGUCCUGCUGUCCAUCUGUAUUGACCGUUUCUACACCAUCGUGUACCCACUGAGCUUCAAGGUGUCCCGAGAAAAAGCCAAGAAAAUGAUCGCAGCCUCAUGGGUGUUCCACGCGGCCUUCGUGGCCCCCGUGUUCUUUUUGUAUGGCUCCAGCUGGGACAGUCGCUGCAGCUACUUCCUCCCGUCCUCCUGGGGAGGGACCACCUACACCGUCCUCCACUUCCUGGUGGGCUUUGUCAUUCCAUCCAUCCUCAUCGUCUUGUUUUACCAGAAGGUCGUCAAGUACAUCUGGAGAAUCGGCUCUGAUGGCCGCACAGUGAGGAGGACGAUGAAUGUUGUCCCCAGGACAAAGGUGAGGACAGUCAAGAUGUUCCUCCUCCUAAACCUCUUCUUCCUGUGCUCCUGGCUGCCUUUCCACGUGGCUCAGCUCUGGCACCCGCACGAGCAAGACGACAGGCAAAGCUCCCUGGUCUUCACAGCCGUCACGUGGUUAUCCUUUAGCUCGUCAGCCUCCAAGCCCACCCUGUACUCAAUUUAUAACGCUAACUUUAGGAGGGGGGUGAGAGAGACCUUCUGCAUGUCCUCCAUGAAAUGCUACCGGAGCAACGCCUACACUAUCACAACGAGUUCAAGGAUGGCCAAAAAAAACUAUGUCGGUAUUUCCGAAAUCCCUCCCAUGGCCAAGUCCAUAACCAAAGACGCCAUCUAUGACUCAUUCGACAGAGAAGCCAAGGAAAAGAAGCUGGCGUGGCCCAUUAACUCAAACCCGCCAAAUACGUUUGUCUAA